AUGGCAUCUGGAACUGCAACUCCCUCGCUCACCGCUCUCAAGCGCCAUCCCGAUCUCCAGCAUCUGAAGAGUGAACAUCUUCAUCCAGCAGCUGCCAGUGGAGAGGGAAUACAUACACCAGAAGGAAUCCUGACGCCAGGUCAUGCCCACCACUUCAGCAACAAGGGCAUAGAUCCGAUCGUCCUCAACUCGUCCCUCAAGCAACACAUCGCACAAGGAGCUGUCAAGGGGGAGCGCAAGCUGAACGACUUCAGCGCUGAUGUUGAAGACCGGCUGAACCCCCACUUCGAUUCGCACUUGGAGGAAAUCAAGAACGCGAUGGCACCUGUGGAGCAUAAGGAUACGUUGGAAGUCCCGACCUCGGAACAGGCCCAGGCGUAA
Serendipita indica DSM 11827 is the source of this 381-nucleotide messenger RNA. The record is from the annotation of a GenBank genome assembly. NCBI's taxonomy places the organism in Eukaryota, Fungi, Basidiomycota, Agaricomycetes, Sebacinales, Serendipitaceae.